UAGCAUGGGAAUUACCCAAGUAUGAUAUUUAACUUACACCUAUAUAACGAUUCAGAAAAACUCUGAUUUAUUCAAAGGAAUUUAAUAAUGAUGUACGCUUCAUAAAGGUCAAAUAAUUUAGGAAAUGUCAUAACAGAUCAAGGAAAAUGUAUAUAAUCAUGUUUUAUCAAAUGCUUGCUGUAUAAGAGACUGUUUACAGUUAACUUUUAUUUAGGUUUUUUAGGUCUUACCAGAUAAAAUAACUCUUUACUUUAAAUUUGAAAAUGGCGCUCAGUUUUGAAGAAGUCAUCUUAAUGUUAAGGAAUGCUUUGACAUUUGAAGAGAUGAAUUACAACAUUUCACCAGCAAGAAAUGUUGAAACUAUGAAAUGUAAUACAUACCAUAGACUUCAGCAGUUGAAAGAAACAGAUAAGAGAAUCCAAUUUGAAGACUAUCGUUACAUUGAGAGCCUUGAAAUUGGCAAGAUGACUGGAAAAGAAAUCUUAAGAGUUUUGGUUCAAGUUGUUAACAGUGAGUUAAAAGUUGGGAGUUGCUUGCUUGUGUCAGUAGAUGGAGUGGUUGAAGCUGCAUUUGCAAGAGUACAUGAAUUUCAAUUUGAGAGUUUAACAGACGGAAUGGAAGACGUUUCCAAAAAGGGUUUGUACACAAAACUGUUUGAUAACAAAAAAGUUCAAGAACGUCAACAAACACCCACAAUGAGACAAUACUAUACCAAGCAAAUAAUUCAACAACUAAGGCAACAGCUUCAACAAAAGUGGGAUGUGUUCAUGACAACAGAAUAUCAGGAAUCUGAUCCACUUUGGAGAAAGGCAUUUUUCGGUAUUUUGCGCGAGGUGGUGAAACUAGAAGCAAACCUUGAAUAUAAAAUACCAGAAAGAGAAGAAUUGAAGCAAGUUCCAGUUGCUGCUUGUAUCCAAAUGGCUGUUGAAUCACAAAGAAGUGGUUUGCUGCAAGAUGUAUUUGGGGAGCACAAGUACGAUAAGAAAUGGAUGCAAGCUUAUAUUGAAGAUCCAAAUCCAUGGGAAAUAUACAAGGAGAGUCUCAAAUAUCGCCGACAGCAAAGAAUUAAUGCAACGAAGCUGAUCAUGGAAAGGUACAUUCCAGCAAACAAGUACGGCAGAUACAACAAAGAUGAUGUGGAGAAAGUUAUUAUGAAAACACGGGAAAUGUUUAUGUAGAAUACAACGUGGAGAUAACUUCUAUAUGUUGGGUUAUAUCCCACAACAAAUAUUUUAACAAACAACAAGAUCUCAUUAAUGUUAAACAACAGACUAACUGAUGCGCCAUUUCCUUCAUGUGUAUAUGAUAUACACACAUAAUAUGUGCACCAAAUCUUACUUUUAGAUGUGUUUAAAGAAUAAUGCUUUACUAGUGUAUUAUAUCCGGGCUAACUUUGGAAUUUAAUUAUAUUUAAUUAACAUCCACAAGUAGUUUAAACAACUUUAAUCUAAUGAUUACAAAUGUUAAACUAUUGCACUUACUGUUUGGCAACAGACAGUUUCACUUUCUGCUACAUUAUGCUUCUUAGUUCAACAUUACAUAUUUAAAUAAUUGUGUUUGUGUUGUAAUAUGUAAAAUUACAAUCUGAAACAUAAUUCCACAAACUAAUGCAUACUUUGGUAUUAGUGAAGAAUUCUCUGAAACAUAACAUAUGAGAUUAGACGAUAGAUUUUAGGUGUUAGGAAUUAGCAGGAGGAUUCUUUACUAGUACUUAGCACUUACAGUGUUUUGUAAAUACACUGUAGAAAAAUAUAAUAAUGUCAGAUUUAAAAAUUGUGUGCGACUUUAUUCCAAAAGCAAAUACAACACUGACAGUCAAAGGUUUUACUUUGAAAAUUCAUGCUGCUGAUUUCCAGCAAUUCUGGGUAAACAAAUAUUUUGGGCAGAAAACCAUGUGUUGUACAUUCUACACAUCGAAAAAUACCAUUUAGUGGGCAUUUACAUAGACAAAACUGCCCUGUGCCAUGACAUAGCAGUAAGCACGCAUGCCUCCAGCCCAGAGGUUUUAGGUUCAAGGCUUAAUGCUGCUACCACGGUGGGUGUUUGUGUUUUUGUGUAAGACACUUUACAACAACUGCUUCAACCUAGUGGUAGUUUGUCUAAACUAUCAGACAUGCAUUACAAUAAAAUUUAAAUAAAAUAUUUAAUUACCCACAGUCCAUGGGAGCACAAGAUCUAUAAAACAAAACACCUGUGUAACAAAACUUGUCGUUACCCCUCCAAUGCAGGGAUACAUAAGUUACAUGUUUAUUACUUACUUUAUAAUAAUAUUAUAAAAGAAUGUAUUAAAUAUUGUACACUCAAAGAUUAUAUUGUUGGGUAAUAAUGAACCCAAAUU
Ciona intestinalis (vase tunicate) is the source of this 2338-nucleotide messenger RNA. The record is from RefSeq and is a predicted model, not a curated record. NCBI's taxonomy places the organism in Eukaryota, Metazoa, Chordata, Ascidiacea, Phlebobranchia, Cionidae.